AUGACUGCAAACAAGAUUAAAGUUAAGACACCAAUCGUGGAAAUGGAUGGUGAUGAACAGACAAGAAUCAUCUGGCAUUUAAUUAGAGAAAAACUGAUCUUGCCCUUCUUAGAUGUUGAUCUGAAGUAUUACGAUCUGUCUAUCCAAUAUAGAGAUGAAACCAGGGACCAAGUCACUAUAGAUUCCGCUAACGCCACUUUGAAAUAUGGGGUGGCCGUCAAAUGUGCCACUAUUACCCCUGAUGAAGCCCGUGUUAAGGAAUUUAAUUUGCAGGAAAUGUGGAAAUCACCAAAUGGUACAAUAAGAAACAUCCUUGGUGGUACUGUAUUUAGAGAACCAAUUGUGAUUCCAAGGAUUCCCAGGUUGGUUCCACAAUGGGAGAAACCAAUUAUUAUUGGUAGGCAUGCCUUUGGUGAUCAGUAUAGGGCCACCGAUACCGUCAUUCCAAGCGGUGGGCGCUUGAAGUUGGUCUUUGAACCAGAUUCUGUUGAUAAUGGAAACUCUCUCAGUUCCAACAGUGAGAAGAUUGUCCUAAAUGUAUUCCAUUAUCCAAGAGAUGGCGGUGUGGCUAUGGUAAUGUACAACACAAAGGAAUCAAUUCAAGGUUUUGCAAGGGCAUCUUUCGAAUUGGCUAUUGAAAGAAAAAUGCCGCUGUAUUCGACUACCAAAAACACUAUCUUAAAGAAAUAUGAUGGAAUGUUCAAAGAUAUCUUCGAAUCUAUGUAUGAAAAGGAGUAUAAGGCAAAAUUCGAGGAGUUGAGUAUUUGGUAUGAACAUAGACUUAUUGAUGAUAUGGUGGCUCAAAUGUUGAAAUCUCAUGGCGGGUUUAUUAUUGCUAUGAAAAACUAUGAUGGUGACGUUCAAUCUGACAUUGUGGCACAGGGUUUUGGCUCUCUAGGCUUAAUGACCUCGGUCCUUGUUUCUGCUGAUGGUAAGACUUUUGAAUCAGAAGCAGCUCAUGGGACUGUCACUAGACACUAUAGACAACACCAGCAGGGCAAAGAAACUUCGACAAAUUCUAUUGCCUCUAUCUUCGCAUGGACUCGUGGCAUUAUACAAAGAGGUAAGUUGGAUGAGACCCCUGAGGUAGUCAAGUUCGGCCAACUCUUAGAAAGUGCUACUAUCGGUACAGUUCAAGAAGAUGGAAUCAUGACAAAGGAUUUGGCUCUUAUUUUAGGAAAGACCGAUAGAUCAAGUUAUGCGACUACAGAAGAAUUUAUUGAUGCCGUGGAAAGUAGAUUAAUCAAAGAUUUUGAGAAAGCAUUCUAA
Arxiozyma heterogenica is the source of this 1269-nucleotide messenger RNA. It is a transcript of the gene IDP2, whose product is annotated as isocitrate dehydrogenase (NADP(+)) IDP2. The coding region runs from base 1 to 1269 and encodes 422 amino acids. Gene Ontology annotation, cellular component: mitochondrion. The transcript has a single exon. Gene Ontology annotation, molecular function: isocitrate dehydrogenase (NADP+) activity; magnesium ion binding; NAD binding. Lineage: Eukaryota; Fungi; Ascomycota; Saccharomycetes; Saccharomycetales; Saccharomycetaceae. Gene Ontology annotation, biological process: NADP+ metabolic process; isocitrate metabolic process. The record is from RefSeq and is a predicted model, not a curated record.